Messenger RNA from Trichoderma atroviride IMI 206040, 954 nucleotides. RefSeq lists its product as uncharacterized. The record is from RefSeq and is a predicted model, not a curated record. NCBI's taxonomy places the organism in Eukaryota, Fungi, Ascomycota, Sordariomycetes, Hypocreales, Hypocreaceae.
AUGGUCAAAGUUACUAUCGCAGGCGGCUCUGGGCCCGUUGCCAGAGAAAUCAUAGAUGCCCUUGUUGCUACGGGCAAACACAACAUUACCAUUUUGAGCAGACGAGAUGCUUCGAAUGAUGAUGCGAUUCCCGGAACCACUUGGUAUACAGUGGACUACAGCAACCAAAGUGCCCUAGUGGAGGCUCUCAAGGGAACCCACACUCUGUUGUCUUUUGUUCAGAUCAUGCAUGAAUCAGGACAACAAUCACAGAAACAGCUGAUUGAUGCCGCUGUUGCUGCUGGUGUCAAGCGUUUUGCACCCAGCGAGUAUGGAAGCUCGGGAACUGCUCACAUGUCUUGGUACGCCGGGAAAGAGAUUGCAAGGGAGUACUUGAAAAAGAUCAAUGCAAAUGGAAAGGUUCUUGAAUAUACCUUGUUCCAAACCGGCCUUUUCUUAGACUACCUGGCGUCGCCAUAUCAAACAGCAAAGCACGUUGCUCCUUUGGAUAUCAUCUUCAAUUAUGAAAAAUGCAAAGCCAUUGUGAUUGAUGGGCACGAGGACGUCACGAUUACAUUGACGACGGCGGCUGAUGCUUCCGCAGUCAUUGCCAAAGCCAUCGGCUCUGACAAAGAGUGGCCGGAAAUUAGUGGAAUUCAGGGUAACCGAGCCACGCUUUCCCAGGUCAUCAAGCUUGGAGAGAAGAUUCGAGGUCGUCCCUUUACUGUUGAAAAGGUUGGCAUCGAAAAUCUCAAAGCUGGAGAUAUUAGCAUGCCAUGGCGCUUUGAGAGGAGCCAUUCGGCUAUUAAAGAGGAAGAAGUGCAGGAAAUGGCAAAGGUGGUCGUUAUUGGCUUUUUGCUCAGCAGUCUUGAGGGCGGAUGGGACGUGUCUGGCGAACUCAACCAAAGGUUUCCUGACUACGAGUUUACCAAGAUGGAGGAUUUUCUCUCACAGGUCUGGAACGGGAAGCCAUAG